Messenger RNA from Ambispora leptoticha, 456 nucleotides. Lineage: Eukaryota; Fungi; Glomeromycota; Glomeromycetes; Archaeosporales; Ambisporaceae. The record is from the annotation of a GenBank genome assembly.
AACGUUUACAAAAUGGAAUUCAUGCUGGUAUUGCCUGUAAUUAUUGUGGUGAACGUGAAUGGAAAGGGACAAGAUAUAAAUGUUCUGAAUGUUCUGAUUAUGACUUGUGCAUUGAUUGUAUCACAAUGUCCGACCUAAUUCAUAACGCGCAACAUUCUUUUCUGAAAAUAUUGAAACCCUUAGACCCAAAGAAUGUUUCAAAAGAUACUUCUAUUGCUUAUGUUACCCCAAUACUACCAGACACGAAAGAGAAAUUAUUAGCUCUGCUACGCGAAGAAGAACGGCGAAGAUUUUCACCUGAAAUUCAAAAAAAAUAUUAUGAUGUUGGGAGCGAUCCUACAAGUGGAAAGGAUUGGAUGGAUGUUACAGAUCAGAUGCAGCAUGAGUUGGUUCGAGAAUUCGGAUAUUCAGAUGAAGCAGUACAAAUGUUACGGCGUGCACCACAACUUUAUCCAG